Molecule: messenger RNA, 1064 nt
Organism: Daphnia pulicaria
Lineage: Eukaryota; Metazoa; Arthropoda; Branchiopoda; Diplostraca; Daphniidae
Exons: 2
Coding region: 117-929 (270 amino acids)
Source: RefSeq, a predicted model, not a curated record
ACCGAGCUGACCUUCAGUUCUCGCUCUGUUGCCUACGGAAGUUGAAGAAGACCAGCAAGCUGCUGCGAUUUCAGAUUUUCGUUAAACCUCAGCGAAAAACAAUUAAGUUUAAAGAUAUGGCUUUUAAAAACCUCGUCGGCGCUAUCUUAGCGGCUGUCUUUUUAUUUCUCUGCUGUGGUGCCUUCCUCUUCGGUUUGGUGGCAAGUCAAGACGCCGAACUUGGAGAGCAACAGGCGUCCGCUCAGUAUUAUCGUCCUUAUUACAACUACAAUCGACGUCCAGCCUAUCCGGUAAGACGUCCUACGUACAAUAACUACCAUUACCAGCGUCCUCAGAGGCCAGCAGCAGCUCCUUCCAACACCAACUACCGUCCAGCACCAGCACCGACCACCAGCACUGCUAGACCCAGCAGUGCGGCCGUCACUGGAACAAGUUGCCGUUCAUCCAACAGCUACCAGCAAUACGGAAUUUGCUGGGCCGCAGACAACCAACGAUUGCAAAUCAGUCCCAGUUUGACAAUUGAGAAUUUCGUCAGGUUUCACAAGAUGAAUAUGUACUCCGAUGUGUUUGAUUCGCAUAGUUAUCGGAAGCAAUUGUGCGAACAGAGUCGACGCUUCAACAGUGUGGGGGUCAUGUGCGUCACCUCCCCCAGCGAUUUAGCAUACGACGACGAUGAUUGUGAUUAUCUCAGAGCGGGUGGUGUAACGACGUCGACUGCUAAAACGUGCGUCGAUGACGAUGUCUGUAUUUGCGUGGUGGGCGACCCGUACGAAUCGAUUGCCGAUAACACUAAAGCUCCUAAUGACCCUCUUAACGCUUUUCUGUCUGGAACUCACGCUGGAACUGGAUACUGGUCGGCAUGGACGGCUGCGUUGAAUCAAGAAAUUCAAAACACGUUAGCAGCUAGCGGUAUCUAUUGGCGACCAUAACCUAAUAACUUACAUUUUCAACAAAUAGUUAAUAAAAGAGAUUUGUAAGUUAUUUAAUUGUGUCACACGUUUCAUCAUGUCUACAUCAUUUAUAUACUGUUAUUUCAUUUAAUAAAAAAACGCAUAAUUUAAUUA